This is a messenger RNA of Uranotaenia lowii, 1335 nucleotides long. RefSeq lists its product as uncharacterized. Bases 33 to 1268 code for a protein of 411 amino acids. The record is from RefSeq and is a predicted model, not a curated record. NCBI's taxonomy places the organism in Eukaryota, Metazoa, Arthropoda, Insecta, Diptera, Culicidae. The transcript has 7 exons.
CGAGAGGUUGCGGUUGACGAUCGGUUUCAAAAAUGAAAAAUAGUGCCUUGCUAAUUUUGCUUGUUUCAAUUUUAUGCUUUGUGUGCAACGAAGUGCAUGGGAGAAGAUAUGGUUUUUUCGGCCAACACGAAGAUGACGAUGAAGAUGAUGUUGCAAUUGUUCGGGGAGCAAUCAAUGUUGGGCGCGAAAUUGGUGGCUAUUUGUUUGGCUUUCGACCUUCGAGACAUCGCUAUACAACAACUAGGCCGACCACUGAAUAUCCUCGGCCGUUCUUUGGAAACAGCGGGGCAUCAAUCGCCACUGCCGGAGCCAGCUCACAAACCGUCCUGAAUCAACAGAUAGGCGGUGCAUCUACUGCGUUAACUUCGACAGCCGCCCAGGCAGUUAUCAGCAGCAGCAACAGCAAUCAAGUUGGUUUUUCGGGAUCAGCAUCAAGUGCCAAUGCUAAUUCAUUGACCACCACGACGACGACGGCGGGCGGCACCAGUCCUACUAGUGGCCAAUUUAGUGGCGGCGCGUCUGCAGCAGUCGCCAAUUCGCAGAGCUUCAAUGGCGGAUUCCCAGGUGCGGGCAUUUCGGCGUCUGGGGCAAACGCGGCCUCUUUCACUUCCGGGAGUGGGCAUGGAUCCAGCAACUCAGGAGCAGCAGCAAACGCACAAUCUAGCAACAUCAAUGCGGCUUAUCCUGGCUAUGAUUACGAUCUUAACGUAUUUUACAGACUUAGCUACGCGGGAUCUAGUUCCAGUGCGAAUGCAGCAACUCAACAAGCAUCCCAAGGACCAUCGUUCGGAUCUAGCGCUGGAAUAGCAGCCGGAAGUGGAAGUACUUCAGCAGCAGCCAAUGCCCAAACUGCCGUUAUCAAUGCCGGCGUAUCAGGAACUUCGGCCUCGAACGGAAAUGCCAACUCAAUGAGCCAUCAAUUUGGCGGCUUCGGAGUGUCAUCGGCGAAUGCAAAUGCUAAUUCGUACACGCACGGUUUCGGUGCGGGUGGAUUCGGGAGCAGCUCGGCAGGGGCCCAGUCGAAUUCUUGGCAGAGUUCGGGACUGGGUGGAUCUUUCGGUGUUUCCAAUUCAGUAGCCCAUUCGCAAGGUUUCAGCGUGGGUCCCGGGGGCAUUAGCGGUUCCAGUGCCCAUUCGGGAAGUCAGACCUAUAAAAUUCCCUACUAUAAAGACAUCACGUUGUCCUACUCGGCUGGAUUUUCGACUUCCGCCGGAAUGGAUGGCGGCUCGACGGCGUAUUCCGAUGGAAGCUCGUUUAGUUUUAAUUGAUAAAAUUGAUUUUGAAAUAGUUCUAUUUAUUUAAAAUCGUUAAUCAUGCUAAUAAAAAUUCAAUUGA